AUGUCGGUUAUCACCCCCGGUGCUUCUUCUGGGCCCAGUACCAAGCAGAUACCUUUGCUCUGCACCGUUUGCCCUGAGACACCCCGGUUCUCCGAUGUUUCUCACCUCCUCACGCAUAUUGCCUCCAAAGGCCAUCUUCACCACGAGACUCAGACAAAGCUGAAGGCUCAUCAAGACAUUGCAGCCUCUGUCUCCCUUCAGCAGUACGAGCAGUGGUACAAAGAAAAUGGCAUCGAAGGGUUGCUUGUUGAAAGAAUGAAAGCCAAGCAACUGAAAGAGGCUACAAGAAACAAGCGAGCCAGGGGAGCUACAUCAGCGCUCGCUUCUUCAAAGCAACCCAAGAGAAGAAUCAAGCGAACCGAGUCCGACACUCCUGUAAAGAAUGAGCGCGAAGAAUACCCCGUAGACUUUCCCGUUUAUCCAGGGUUCUUUGUAUCCGAUAUUGAAAAUGAAGCUCCAGACGAGUUUUUGGUAUCGGCCGACAUGAUGGCACUGAAGGGUCAAGUAUGGCCAGGCAUGGGCAAGAUGGAUUUGGCAAAUGAGGACAUGAAGCGUACUCGUAACCAAAGGAAGCCCAAAUCCGCCAUUGAGAAAAUGAGGAGAACUUCUGAAGGCAUUGAGCCCACGCAAGUUGUGAUGACGGCCGAGUUUGAGGUUGAAAGGAUCAAAGACGUGUAUGAUAGCUCUUCGCCAGUGCCGGACCAGGAGGAAACGACUCCGCCCAAAAAGGUAGCGAAGCCUCGACGAAAGCGAGGGGAGCCCCUGGCCGAGAUUUCUGCCAACGUUCCUCGAGGAAAUAGCCGUCGUAUCACACGCAGCAAUCUUGGACAAGGAAAAAGCUCCAAGCCGCAUAUGGGGUACAGCCGGACUGCAAGCUCCGACAUCACUCCUCUUGGACAGUUCAAGCGUUCUCACGACAUAUUCCGAGAUGAGGAUACAAUCACUGGUAUACAUAUCUGCAUUUUUAUCAAAAUUCCCUUUACUGAUGUGAUUCAGGACUCUAUGACAAUCGACCGCUAUCAGGUUCUUCUCAUAGGGAGCCGAGGCGCUUUGAACCACUCGGAUCUAUAUACCCUGAAUGGAACAUCGAUCUACAAUAACCCACCGCGAUAUCCUUUCGCCUCAAGCAACCACUUCAACACUCUCAGCCACGACCACUUUCGCCUUUCUUCAGGCCACCACGCUCAACAUAAAUUGGAUGAUUUUUCCAACCCUGGUACGAAUGAUGCAGUCUCAGCGACAAACCAGUUCCUGGAUAUGCCUGGCGCAAAUCCUCUGUUCUCGCAGGACCGUCUCUUCUUUGGAUCGGGUUCGGCACAAAAUUUGUCUUCGUUGGGAUUUACUUCGAUAAACCGUAAUCAAGAUGCCGUCCAUUCGAUGCGCCAAAACCAUGACCAAUCCCAAUCUGCCGCGAGCAUCAAACUGGAGCCACAGCUCUGUGAUGUUCUGGAUGAAGGUAAUAUUGACGAUGAAAAAGAGUCACGCUAUACUGUACACGCCCUUUGGUCGCCACAAGGCCCUGACAACGACGUAGAUAUCGACGAAGAUCUCCGACAUGACGAACUGGAACUUUAA
This is a messenger RNA of Trichoderma gamsii, 1575 nucleotides long. RefSeq lists its product as hypothetical. Lineage: Eukaryota; Fungi; Ascomycota; Sordariomycetes; Hypocreales; Hypocreaceae. The transcript has 4 exons. Bases 1 to 1575 code for a protein of 524 amino acids. The record is from RefSeq and is a predicted model, not a curated record.